CCCCGGGGCAGCAGUGCCUCAGUGGCAGCUUGGCAGUGGCAGAAUCAGGGUUGGGUUUCGGCUGGUCCGGUGAGUCUCGUGCGCUGGUGUGUUGCUGUAGUGCUUGGAGCGUGCUAGAAACGCGUAGUGCUAAUAGUGCUUCUCGGUGAAGGUAUGCAGUGUUAGACAACGACACGAUUGAAACUGCUUUAGAAACAAUAGAAGCUGUAGCUGACACCUGAUAAGUGACGAGAUGGGAGACAGUGCCGUAGCGGAGGUGACUGGCGAGGUGGUAAUGGAGCAGGCCAGCUCAACACAGACUGUUACGAAGCGCUCGGUAACGAGUAUCCAGACGACGCACAUACAGUCCUCACACGAGUCUUCGGUCCGCGUGGAGUCUGUGGUCCAAGGAGGCACCGCAGAGCAGACCGUCGCUGUGAAGUCUGUGGUGCAGGAAGGCAGCGCGGGGCAGUCCCUUGCCGUGGAGUCCAGCCACGUCGAGGUCGUCACAGACAUUCCGAAGGAUGAGGCACCGCCGGUAGAAGAAUCACAGCCGGAACCCGAACCUCAGCCGGCUGAGCCACAGCCAGUCGAUGAAAAUGCCAACGCCAUCCCGGAGGAACAGGAGGCCCAGCCAGAACAGGAACAAGCUAAAGAACACGCCCCAGAAGAGCACAAAGAGCCAGCCGAGGAGCAGGAACCAGUGCCGGCCGCUGCUAACGACGUUCCAGCAGAAGCAGAAUCGGCGCCGGCGGAAGAACCGGCUGCCGAAACCGGUGCCGACGCAGAAAUCAGCCAGGAGAACAUCAAGUCCCAGCUGCACGAAAUCAUCAGCGAGAUCGAGGAGCAGGUCCUGCCCGAGCAUGAGGAGGUACACACAGAUGAGGUCGUAGAGAGUCAACAAGUAGAUGUCGAAGUAACUCCUGCUGAGGAGACUCCGCCGGUGGAGGCGCCCGCGUCUGAGGAGGCUGUUGAGGCUCCGGUGCAGGAGGCCGAGGAGGUCGUCGAGACUCCAGCGCAGGAGGCCCCUGCCCAGGAGGUAGAGGAGGCCCCUGCUCAGGAGGUCGAGGAGGCUGUUGAAGCCCCUGCGCAGGAGGUCGAGGAGGCCCCGACACAGGAGGUCGAGGCGGUUGCUGAGGCCCCUGCACAGGAGAUCGUGGAGGUUCCGGCACCAGAGGUCGAGCCAGUGGAGGAAGAGGUUAAGAGCGCGGAAGAGGCGGUGUCGCAGGAGAGUAGAGCUGUGCUUGAAGGAAUUGAGGGAGAGGCGCUGGAGGAGGGGAAAGAACUGAUGGUGGAGGAGGAGCAGGAGAGAUACGAGUAUUACGAUGAGGUAUUUCGCUUCGCUUUUCCGCGCCGCUCCCCUUCCUGCGUGCCAACCAUGCACCUCACUGGCAUGCAAGCUUACCGACAUGCAUACAUAUACACAUACACUUGCAGGUGAUAACAUUUC
Penaeus indicus is the source of this 1429-nucleotide messenger RNA. Its product is annotated as fibrous sheath CABYR-binding protein-like. The transcript is spliced from 3 exons. The record is from RefSeq and is a predicted model, not a curated record. The coding region runs from base 233 to 1420 and encodes 395 amino acids. Lineage: Eukaryota; Metazoa; Arthropoda; Malacostraca; Decapoda; Penaeidae.